AUGGCGAUCCAGAAUCGGGAGGUUUCCACGUCUUCUCGCGGCACUAUGAAAGACAGAAGAAUCAUUGUUUCGAUAGAUUUUGGCACCACAUAUUCUGGCGUUGCUUGGGCAGAGACCAGCCGGCCCGACAUCCAGCAUGUCGUUUCUAGCUGGCCAUCGACCAACUCGUUCAAAAGCAGUGCCAAGGUGCCCACAGAGCUGAGAAAGGUAGCAACAGGCUGGCAAUGGGGGUUUGAGAUACCCGAAUCUGCUAAAAGAAUCCGGUUCUUUAAACUUAAAUUAGACGAUGCCGGGAAUGAGAGAGGAGAUGGAGAGACGCCUGAACAAUUGACAAAAAUCUAUUUGUCAUGUCUUCAUGAACAUUUUAUCAGUAUUCUGGAAAAGACCCUCUCCUCGGCGGUUGUCCGUUCAACCCCAAUGGAUUUCGUGGUUACUGUUCCUGCAAUCUGGUCGAACGCUGCCAAAGAAGCGACCGAGCGGGCAGCCGCGGUGGCAGGAUUCUGCGGGAACAGCAGGAUACAGCUCAUCUCUGAGCCAGAAGCCGCGGCACUCUAUACCUUGAAGAAUCUGAGCCCAGCGACCCUGCAACUUGGCAAAAAAUUCGUCGUGUGUGACGCUGGUGGAGGAACCGUUGAUCUCAUCACAUACGAAGUGACGAGAGUGGAUAAGCUGGAACUGAAAGAGGUGACUGAAGGCACGGGAGGCAGAUGUGGCUCUUCCAUGCUCAACAAGCGAUUCCGGAGACAUCUGAAGCAAACACACAGCGACAAAUACUGGAGCGAUGAACGGCUGGUUAGUGCAUUAAACGAGUUUGAGUCGUUCAAAAAGGACUUCUCUCCACGAGGGGAGCCUAUAACCCUUAAAAUGCACUCAAGUCUUGGCUUAAGGCGAAACAGGUAUACAAUGCCCCAAGAUGAGAUGAAGACAAAGAUAUUUGAUCCGAUUAUCAAAGACAUCAUUUGCUUGGUCAAAGAGCAGAUUUCAAUGGCAGGUGGUGGAGUUACCGCAGUGGUCCUGGUGGGAGGGUUUGGACAGAGUCGCUACUUGAAGUCCAAGGUUCGGGACGCAACCGGUUCAGGGACGCAAGUGCUCCAACCUGAGGAUGGCUGGGUGGCUGUGGUCAAAGGUGCCGUUAUACAUGGGCUAUCUCGGUAUGGACCUAUGAUGGCGCCUGUUGAGGUUGCAUCCAGAGUCGCUAGACGAUCAUAUGGGACGUGCCUCCUAGCCAGAUAUGACAUGAUGCGCCAUGAUCCGAGAGAGGCGUACUGGUCCGAGAAGGAAGAGGAAUUGGUAGUGGCCGAAAUGCUAUGGUUCAUUCGAAAGGGAGAGUCAUACCCAGAGGGCAAGCCUUCCACGAUCGAAUACCAAUGCGAUAUUCCGGUUACUGGGCAUGGCUUUGAACCACAAACAGAGAUUGAGAUAUUCUGCAGCGACGAGGCCACUCCGUCCAAACAUGUAGACCGCUCUGUCCGAGUGGUUGCUACACUCUCAUUGGAUCUGAACAAGAUUCCCAGUUCCGUCAAGCGAACAGCCCAAAUCACUCGGAUGGGCUAUCAUCGGUACUACACCAUCGAAGGAGCGAUCGAAGCUAGUUAUGGAUCAGCCAAGAUUACUUACAGCGUUAAGCUGGGAGCCUCGAGCAUGGCGGACAGGUCCUAUGGAAAGGUCGGUUUCUCUGUUACUGGCGCAUAUGGCGCUGGAAAUACCAGUCUUAACGAUGGCCCGCCACCGUCCACUCUCGCUGCUCAGCUAGUCGAAAACAUCUCCCCGUCCGCCAAGUCAUCCCGGUCCGACGAGAAUAGCGAACUCAAAGGCCUCUUUGCUGAGAUCCAGAAAGUCAAAGACGACCCUAGCCUACUCAAGACAGUAGACGAACGGAUUGAGCAUAACCACAUGCUGAUAUAUGUGUAUUCUCGCAUCAUCCUCGAAAAUAUAAAGCUCGACGACCCCUUCCUCGAUCGUGCCCAUAUGCGGACCGAGGUCUUGAAAGCCAUAAAUUUUAUGAGAUUCACCAUUAAGGAAACCCCAUUGGUACUGAAGCAAGGGACAGGCCGGUCUGCAUUCCUAUAUCGUGGCAAAGAGCCUCUGUGGAUUUGGCUCUUGCCUCAGUUGCUGAAGAUGCUUGGCCAUUCACAAUGUCUUGAAAUAGAGGAGUCCAUCGAAGGCUUUAUUCAGUAUCUGCUUGUAGUGAUGGCACGAACCGGAGCAUUGUGGGAAUUAGCAUCUUCGAUGAGUUCCUACCUUCGCUCAAUCUUAAGCACGUUGCUCUCCCGACUCCAAAAAUCCUCUGUACCCUCGCCCCGCGAAGACCCCUCCGUCGAUAUGCGUCUGCCAUCAAAUGUGACACUAGAGCAGAUGCUGGGCCCCGACUGGUUACGAACGACCCACGGUGUUCAGUAUACAAUAAGCAAAACUUCCCAAGCCCUGCGCCAGACCUCAAGUCUAGUCAGGGUUCUAGCGUUCCCGUUUCUGUCCCAUGACCCAACGUUUACAUUCAUUGCUCCACUUCCGGAAAACGGUCCAUGGCUUCUGGAUAUUCUGCUAGACAUGCACACGGUUCAAAAACGAUGGGACAUAGCCUUUCCCAAGAAGACAAUUUCUCUCCUAGAGUUAGCGCUCGAGAUCAUGCAUCGUAUAGACCACGAUGAGCAAUCGGCAUCAUUUCUUCUAAACAAGCUCUACGUCUUUCUUGUUCUCAUCUGCUCAGAGCUGGUGAUGAACCCAAAAGACUUGGUUAUGGUCGACCAAUCUGGUGACGAUGCUAGACUAAGCUUCUGCAAGGCUCUCGUGACUUUGGCACGGGCUUCAAUUGAAAAUAGAGCUGUCGGCCGAUUUGCCGAGUCAAAGCUGGUCAUUGAGUUCACUCGUGAAGCCAUUUUCGAAGUGAACUCUGAUAAUUGGAGGGCCUCGCAACUUUUGACACAAGCUAUUGCACUUAACCCAUCCCAAGGUUUAGAUGAGAAUGUCUCACCUUCAAGCUUUCAGAAUCCGCGCCUACAAUCGUAUAUCAAGAGACUGCAAUUCCCAUAUGCAUCCUGUCGACAGCUAAACACUGCUAAAAAGCCAAAGCUAAGACAUCAGGCUUCUGAAUCUUGGACAAACGUCCUUCGCAUACUAUGUGCGGCUCUUGAGCUGAAAGAGCCUGAGGAUGACAUAUCGGGUUUGGAGGGAGUAAUCAUAAAACGAUUUCCCGAAUCCAGUGAAUCCAAUCAAUGCCAAAUCCUCGAUGCAUUGUCAAAAUGCUGUUGCGUUCUUGACGGCGCUGCCUCGUUUUUUGUGGCCAAACCGGGAACUCUCACUGUACAAUGUUCAGUCUGUGAGAUCAAGAACUAUGAACGUCAACAGGUACCUCCAAAUGUGAGAAAGGAUGAUAUCCAGAGGAUUUUUAGCAGCAUUAUCCAGUUGGAUUCGCUCUCGCAGUCCCGGAGGCCAAGAAUCAUAGCGAUGAUGGCCCUGAGACGACUCGCGCUUCACUCAAAUGAUCUGAAUUUCCUAAAUCUUGAAAGGUCUGGCUCUGGCCAAUGGUGUCUUAAGUCGCUUAAUAGCUCUUUACGAGAGUUGCGAAUUGCCGCAGGAAGAACACUGGUCGCCUUUUUAAUAGUCAAUAAGCUUCCCACGAAAAUUUCAUCUCUCAACGAGUUGAUUCGGAAGAACAGACAAAACACUAUCUCAUUAUUAAAGUCGCUUUCUGAAAAGCAUCAGUCACAGUUGAUCGAAACCUGUAUUCUUGCCUGGGGCCAACUAGGCAGGGUAGGAGACGAGGAAGAACUGAAUCUUGUUUUGAUCCAGUUACUUGAAUAUCUGGGCAACAGCAAUAAUGUUGUAUCUGCGUUUGCCUUCAAUGAACUCAUGAUACUUGCAGAAAGUCGCGGAACGACACCUCGGAGACUUCUUGACCCAUAUUGGAGAAAUCUGGCCUAUCUAACAACUAAAGACAUGGUUCACCGGCCUCAACGCAGCCGAGCAGUAGCCGAGCUUCUGCAAAUGUCUAUCAGUGAGCUCUUGCUACUGAUUCAGGCCCACGCACUGCCGUGGCUCGUGCUUGAGAAAAGACAAGACGUUAUUCAAAAAUUGGCUGAUGCUCGCCAGGAAUCAGACCCUGAACACGUAAUAAUGAACAAUUUGGCCCCGAUUAUUACUUUGCUUCUUGUGCAAGAAGUUGAGGAUGUCACGGCUUUUGCCAACUCCCGAAUAGCUGAAAUUGCACCCAAGUUGCACCACACUUCCCUUGUGGAACUUAUCCGUUCAGAUCCUGUAUUGCUUGCUAUGGAGUUUCUCAAGGCAGCAGGAGACGCUGACCCUUCUCGAAAACCCCUAGUUCAAAGAGGUUUUCAAACGAUGGCUUCUAUCAUGCUGGCCGGAAACAAGGAGGCACGAAGCAAGAAAGCGAACAUCAUUGGGCUUUUUCUACAGGACUACCUGUUGGGCCUCAUAGCACAAUUUGCGAACAUGAUAAGCGACCCCUUUUCUAAUAACGUUCCUAUUAUAGAGCAACGACGAUACAUCCGAGCUCUAGAUGAAAUGAUCAAAUUUUGCAAGGGGUAUGCCCGGAUUGCUCGGCCACAGAUUUCUGCAUGUCUUCUGUCUGCUUUGACCGAGGAAGGUUUACGUGAAGCAGCCUUUACCGCUUGGGCCUCCAUGCUUUACAACCUAGACACAGAAGAUGUUGAAGCCCUAUUGGAAACAACCUUCUUCAUAACUCGUCGGUAUUGGGCACUCCUAGGCCAAGCAGCAGUCCUAAUUGUGAAAGACAUGCUUAAUUUUUUGCUUGAAAAAUACAAGGCGGUUAUUAGAAUGAGCUAUAUCAACAAGUUACCUCCACUCUCAGGACUACCAGGACUGGAACCUAUCGAGGCAAAACUUGAGAAACUUCGACCGGUCCUAACCCCCGAGACCGCCCUUGAGGCUUAUUCUCAGAGGAUUGGCAACGAUAACUCGGGGGUCGUCCAGCAAGCACUUGUCGAGCUAGCCACAUAUUUGAAGCAAGAUGAUGUAGCACUUGUGACCUCGACAACUUCCCAGCAACCUGGAUCUAUCAUCCCUAGCUUGCUUCGAGCACUUCUCGAUUGUGCGUACAAGUACAACGGACUUCACGUCGAGAUAUCUCGAUUAGUGGUAGAGUGCAUUGGCUUGGUUGGCUGUGUAGAUUCCAACCAGGUUGAAGCUGCCAGAGAGCACCGUUCUAUUGUCAUUUUAGACAACUUUGAAAAGCCUGAAGAAGUGUCUGAUUUCGGUCUGUUUAUCCUAGAAGAAGUGCUCGUUCCCGCAUUUCUCUCGGCAACCGAUACCAAGAUCCAAGGAUUCUUAUCAUACGCAAUGCAGGAACUCUUGGAAAGGUGUGAUAUCAAAACCGUAUGUAGCAUGCAGGAUACGGGUGUGCUCUCCGGAAACGAGAUCUAUCGCAAGUGGAUGGCGAUCCCUGAGAAUGUGCGAGAGGUUCUUGAGCCCUUCCUGCGAUCGAAAUACAUUGUAGCGCCAAUGGCCCCAACUGCAACUGCUUAUCCAGUCUUUCGUCCAGGUAAGCCCUAUGCCACUUGGCUGAGGACAUUCGUUCUGGGACUUCUUCAGAUGGGACAAAAUCCCCAUGCAGACAUGCUCUUUGAACCGCUCUCUCGAGUUAUUCGGGUCAAGGAUCUAUCAACCGCAGAGUUCCUUCUUCCAUACCUUGUUGCACAUGUGAUCAUCGGAGAAAACAGUGGCACAUCAGUCAAGAACUCUGUUCUUGAAGAAUUGAAGUUGAUUCUGGAGUAUGAAGCUGAGGACAGCUCGCCGUUGGUGGUAAAGGAAGACAUGAAACGGUUUUACUAUUCUGUCUUCCGGGUUCUAGACUAUCUCAUGCGUUGGGUUCAAAACAAGCGAUCAGUGCCUAAAUUGACGACUCUGGACAAGGAGAGCCUAACACGGGUUCAACGUGCUCUGGAUUUGAUCCCUGCGCAGCUCAUAGCACAGCGUGCGAUUCAGUGCAAUGAGUAUGCGCGUGCCCUUUUCCACCUCGAACAGCAUGCUCAGAAUGUGGAGCAGAAGAAGUCUGAGCCUGGGGAGAGAGUUCGCCUUCUCGAGCAGCUUCAGGACAUAUAUGCGAAUAUUGAUGAACCUGAUGGCCUGGACGGCAUCUCGGCCCAUCUUCCUGCGCUCGAUCUCAAUCAGCAAAUACUGGGCCACAAGAAGGCUGGGCGCUGGGGCGCUGCACAAACAUGGUACGAGAUGCAGCUGGUAGAGGAACCUGACAACAGCGAUGUUCAACUAGAGCUCCUCAACUGCCUGAAACAAGCAGGCCAGCACGAUAAUCUCCUGAAUCAUGUGGAAGGUAUUCGUGCAAAUAGCUCCAGCGAUAACCGCAUUAUGCCCUUCGCCGUGGAAGCUGCAUGGGUCACUGGUCGUUGGGAAAGCCUAGACAAGUUCACAAAUCGGUUCCAAGGCAGCAAGUUACACGACUUUAAUAUGUCAAUUGCCUAUCUCUUUGACUCUCUUCACGCAGGACGGGGCACAGAGCACUAUACUGAAAUUUUACGCGAGAUUCGUGAAAGCGUCUCUUCAUCCCUGAAUGCGUCUGCAACGACAUCGCUUCGCACAGCGCAUGAGCAGUUACUUCGGAGCCAUGUAUUGACAGACAUAGAGAUGAUAAUUACCGCGGGAAAUCAAAGUGAACCAGAACAUCGCAAGCUCUUAUCACUUCUCGAUAACCGUCUGAACAUGAUAGGGGCUUAUUCUAACGACAAGCAAUAUCUUCUUGGGGUCCGCAGGGCUGCAAUGAUGCUAACUAAGCCCAAAUUUGCCACUACAGAUAUUUCUGGUCUAUGGCUCUCCAGCGCGCGCCUGGCUCGGAAAACAAACCUAGUCAACCAGUCGUUUAACGCAGUAUUGCAUGCCUCGCGCUUAGGGGAUAACGGUGCAACGCUUGAGAACGCCAAGCUUCUGUGGAGAGAUGGGCAUCACCGCAAGGCAAUUCAGCUGCUCCAGGGCGCUAUUGAGCAGAAAAAGUUCAUGACGCAAACAGGACCUACUACCACAACCGGAACUGAAGCAAGUAUCAAGGAAAAUGGUCAAGAAAAGCUGCUCACUGCUCGUGCACAGCUCCUACUUGCUAAAUGGCUAGAUGCCGCAGGGCAAACCAAUGCCACAGCUCUGCGGGAGAAGUAUCAGCAGCCAGCAAAGACAUGCUCAACUUGGGAGAAGGGGCAUUACUAUCUUGGAAGACACUACAAAAAAGUUUUGGAAUCCGAGAAAUCACUCAAGGCCGAUGACCAAAGUGACUAUGUUGUCACAGGCGAAAUUGCAAGGCUGGUUAUCGAGAAUUACAUGAGAUCCCUCAACUAUGGGACAAAGUUUCUGUAUCAGACGCUUCCAAGGAUCUUGACCUUGUGGCUAGAUAUCGGCGCCGAUGUGGACAGGCCUCCUGAGGGCAAGGCCUCCGUGUCUCGUGAAUUACAGAAGAGGCGGGUUGAACAAUUGAACAACCUUCACCAAUUCCUCGACAAGUAUAUCCAGAGACUACCCGCUUAUAUAUUCUACACGGCGCUACCACAAGUAGUCGCUCGUAUCGCACACCCUAACCCAAGCGUUUUUGACCGCUUGACACAUAUCAUUGUCAAAGUCGUGGAGGCACAUCCACGGCAAGCCCUAUGGGGGCUCAUCGGGGUCAUGACAUCGAGGCAGGUGUCGGAAAGAAAAGCAAGAGCUACACAGAUUCUUCAAGCCCUAAGAAAUGGUUCUAAGAAAGUCGAAGGGUCGAAUUACGAUCUCAAAUCCCUUCUUCGGAUGGGGGAGAGGCUGGCUGAGCAACUUCUUCUCGCAUGCCAGAACGGGGAUUUCCACGGCAACAAGACGGUUCGUGCUAGCUUAACGCGAGACCUUCGCUUCAACGCUAAAUGCACGCCGUGCCCGCUCGUCGUGCCCGUGGAGAGCUCCCUCACGUGUACCUUGCCAGCAGUCUCGGAAUUUGUGAAGAGACACCAGGCAUUUUCUAGAGAUGUCGUUACGAUUGACUCAUUCCAAGAUGAUGUUUUGGUUCUCAGCUCGCUAGCCAAGCCGAGACGACUGACUGCCCGUGGCUCUGAUGGUAAGAACUAUAUGCUUCUUAUUAAGCCAAAGGAUGAUCUUCGCACAGAUCAACGCCUUAUGGAGUUCAACGGGAUGAUCAACAGAUCACUCAAACGUGACGCUGAGUCCAGUAAGAGGCAGCUCUACAUCCGAACGUAUGCCGUUGUGCCACUGAAUGAGGAGUGUGGUAUCAUUGAAUGGGUUCCGGGUCUCAAAACAAUGCGCGAUAUCCUCUUAAAUCUGUAUUCCAUCAGGAAAAUAUAUCCUGACUAUAUGUCUUUGAAACAGGUGAUGGAAGAAGCGUCGACGUCUGAGUCCAAAAUCCGGAGGUAUAUAGACGAAGUGGUGGGCCGCUUCCCCCCAGUUCUUCAUCUUUGGUUCAUUCAACAGUUUCCAAACCCAUCAGCUUGGUUCGAUGCGCGGCUGAGAUAUACUCGCUCAUGUGCAGUCAUGUCGAUGGUUGGGACGAUUCUUGGCUUGGGCGAUCGGCAUGGCGAAAAUGUCAAUCUGGAAGAGGGCAAUGGCGGUAUCUUUCACGUUGACUUCAACUGCCUGUUCGACAAGGGCCUGACUUUUGCAAAGCCAGAGCGUGUCCCCUUCCGGUUGACACACAACAUGGUGACAGCAAUGGGCAUUUACGGAUACGAAGGUCCGUUCAGGAAGUCUUCAGAGCUGACACUCAGUAUUCUGCGGCAGCAGGAGGAGACGCUGAUGACUGUUCUUGAAUCUUUCAUUUACGACCCAACCCUAGAUCUCCAAAAAGACAAACGGACUGCAAGAAAGGGUGACCAAGGAGGCAUCAAGCUACAGCCACAGAGCGUAGUGGAUAGCAUCAAGAGGAAGGUGAAGGGCUUGCUGCCCAACGAAAGCAUCCCCCUCAGCGUCGAAGGUCAAGUAGAGGAGCUUAUCAAACAAGCCGUGGACCCUCGAAACUUGACUUCUAUGUACAUUGGCUGGUGUCCAUUCCUAUAA
Clonostachys solani is the source of this 9012-nucleotide messenger RNA. The record is from the annotation of a GenBank genome assembly. Lineage: Eukaryota; Fungi; Ascomycota; Sordariomycetes; Hypocreales; Bionectriaceae.